Microbotryum saponariae is the source of this 587-nucleotide messenger RNA. The record is from the annotation of a GenBank genome assembly. NCBI's taxonomy places the organism in Eukaryota, Fungi, Basidiomycota, Microbotryomycetes, Microbotryales, Microbotryaceae.
AUGUUCAUGUGCAUUGCAGGGAUGCAUCUCAUGCGACAAGACUUCAUCCAACGCUUCAACGCCCUACAUCCCGACCUCAGCCCCCCGCUGCGGGAAGCCGACGACCUCAACCAACGCCUCGUGCCAUACCACGGAGGUCUUCGGACAUUCCAGCCCGAUCGCGCAAUCUUUUUCCAAGAGGAGGGCCUAUCUACGAUGCCGGGACACCUCACGACGGAAGAGAUCAGUUAUCUGCGCAGUGGGUCCCCUCGUGCAGUUCUUGUCGGCAAAAGGUGGUGCCGUCGUUGAUUGCUGCAUAAUCCCUUUGACUGCCCAUACUAGAGCGAGGCAUCCGUUUUGGGCUCCAAGGAUAUUCUGGCUCCGGGUUCGACAACGUCGUCGAUGCAAGAUUUCCUUUACCUCCUCCUCUUCCAAGUGACUUAUUGGGUAUGCCCGAACUCAUCGAGGAGAGUAUUGUGAGGAGCCGGAGGCCUGAGCGGGAAGAGGAUUUGAUUACGAUGGGAGGUAAAGAAGGCAUAAGGGUUGCCAUAACUUACGGCAUGCCCUGGUGGCGUUGGUACGUGCACGCCAAGCGUCGUCUGUUUUGA